Molecule: messenger RNA, 2347 nt
Organism: Morus notabilis
Lineage: Eukaryota; Viridiplantae; Streptophyta; Magnoliopsida; Rosales; Moraceae
Product: protein VARIATION IN COMPOUND TRIGGERED ROOT growth response
Exons: 3
Coding region: 80-1354 (424 amino acids)
Biological process (GO): signal transduction
Source: RefSeq, a predicted model, not a curated record
AAGAACGGUGCUGCGACUUCUCUACACCCUCCUCUUUCUCUUCCACUUCCACUUCCUUUUCCUCAAGAUUUGUACAAAUAUGGCUACAGCUUGUUAUUCAUCGUCUACUAUGCCUACUCCGCAAACAAAAGAUGGUUUUGGUAGUUGUAGAUCUAAGGAUGUUUGUUGUUUCUUUGUUAGGCAUGGUGAUGCUGCUUUACGUCAAAAGAAAAUACAAAGCUAUAUUAAUAGGCAACGUCUGAUAGGAAUUUGGGGUGCACUUAUGCAUGCAAUUCAAGAAUCAAAACUUUCUGUAAUCAUUUUCUCGAAAAACUAUGCUUCUACUUCAUGGUGCUUGGAUGAACUUGCUAGAAUACUUGAUUGCAAGAAGGAACUUGAGCAAUUGGGUGUAUCCGUAAUUUAUGGUGUAGGUCCAAGAGUUGUUCGAAAACAAACAGGGGCUUAUGCAGCUGCAUUUGAUAGACAUGAAGAGCGUUUCAAGCAUGACCCGGACAAGUUGCUAAAGUGGAGAGAUGCUCGGACCAGGGUAGAUCAAUUAAAAGGGUGGGAGUCAAGGAAGUACAGAAGUGAUUUUAUACAAGCGUUGACCGAUGAUGUACUGGAGCUGAUGGUGAGUGUAGGUAAAAAAAUACUUGAAAAUGGUACCUCUGAACAAUCUGUAGAGAUGGCUACAGCAGUUGAUGAUAAGUCAAAAGACAGCUAUCCCAUUCGGCCAAGCCAACUCGAUGAUGAUUGCCUUGAAAGUAUCUUAAUUAAAUUCACUUACUACAAGGAUUUGACUGAUGACGUACAGAAUCUACUACCCAAAGAUGCAAAUGUUGACUCCCAAUCUGUAAAGACCGCAGUUGAUGAUGAGUCAAAAGACAGCUAUCCUGAUAAGCUAAGCCAACUCCACCACAACGGUUGCCUUGAGAAGAUCUUAAAAAAGGUCCCUUACUACAAGGAUUUUGUGGCCUUUUCGGAGGUCUGUCACUCGAGCCGAAGUGUUUGUUCCAAUAUGGAAUGGGAUGAAGGUCCCAAACCUCCUUGUCUUAUGCUCUCUGAGAAUUCGGGCAGCUCCUCUCACUCUUUCUUCAAUCUCCACAACAACAAUGGUUUCAUACUAGAACUACCUGCAGUUGUAAGAAGGCGCAUUUGGGGAUCUUCCUAUGGUUGGCUUGUAACUGUUGACCCUGAACUUGAAGCCCAACUUAUGAAUCCCAUUUCGCAAGUGUGCAUCAAUCUCCCACCUUUCCCAACAAUGCACAACCAGCUUUCUAGGAAAAAUCAGUUCCACAUGAUACAUAAAAUCCUAGUGUUCAAGAUCAAGAUUGAUAAGUUCCUUCUCAUGGUAAUUUUUAAUCCAGAAAAUUGAGUGGCUUUUACCCGGGUACCAGGAGAUGGAGAAUGGAUUUGGAUUAGCAAUCCAGAAAAGCUACUUUUCAGAGACAUCUCUUACUUACGAGGCCAAGAUCAAGUAUACGCACUUUGUGAUGAUGGCUCACUUGUUAGGAUAGAGUUUGCUUUCCACAACAUAUCAGGUAAAAUGAGUUCUACAGUCAAUGAAUUAGUGAAGUUGAUGGAGUUUUCUGGGCCUCUUUCUGCAAAAGUUGAGCUCAUUGCUGCCCAUCCCAUAGGUGAAUCGGUCGGGCCUCUGCCUGAAAUGGAAAGGACAGGCAGAGCAUACUUGGUGGCGUCACCUGAUAAUGAUCUUUUCGGGGUUUUCCGCUACAGCGAAGAUAUGGGGUCUGAUCAGAGAAUGGUGGAGUUUGCAGUAUACAAGUUCAAUCCUCGAGGCGUCGGGUGGGAAAGUGUAAUCAGUAUUAGGGACAAGGCCUUUUUCGUUGGCAACAACACCUCAUGGAGCAUUUUUUCUGCAAACACUGUUAAUUGCAGGAAGAAUAGGAUCUACUUUACGGAUGACAAUUGGGAGCUAGAGUGGUUGCACAAUGUCCAGGGUCUUGACAUUGGCGUUUAUGACAUGGAAACGCGAAGAACUGAAGGCCUUGGUUUAGGUGUGUCAACUUCAACUUCUUCACUCGUCCGCUCAACUUGGACAACGCCUGGUUUGACCCCAAACGCUUUUCGUUAGUUUUUCUGCAUUUAUUGAAAAGAAUUCAAAAAGGAACUAUAUAUUAUAUUUUCGCAUCCUUGCUGUGCGUGAUUAUGGGCUCCGGAUUUCAGUGACUUAUACGUCAUUUAUUUUAUUUUAUUUUUUUGGCUACCGGAUGACUAUAGUUUGUGAUUGAUAAUUGAACUAGGCAAAGAUAUAUGUACAUGUGUUAUUACUUGUUAGGAUUUAUAUACUAGCAAGUAAUAGCUCAUCCUUUUCUUUUAAAUUCAUUGUUCCGUUCAUUGGUUUCUCCCU